CAACAAACGUGCUGGAGCCCAAAGUCCUUGCACUGCCACUGACUCUCAAGAGGGGAUUGCUCCGCGUUGGCUACCCAGAAUCGCCAGCUUCAUCUGCCUACCAUCGCAUUACUCACCUGUCAGUCUCGACUCCGAGUCGCAAAUAUACGUAUGUGUUUGUGUUUAUAUAACAAAACAACAACACGCUGGAUUGCCGGCUAGCUUACCCCGGACUCCGACGGUCAAUCCCCAGCAAGGCAGGAUUCCCAAGUGAGCGCAAUGCCAAAUAAGCCAAUGUACCCUCCUGCUGGGCCGAUGGGAGCAACGUCCAGACCUAGGCAGUAUCACCCGUCUAGAGAGCCAAAGCCGUCGCUGUUAGUAAAGAGAACGAUAUCCGAAGACUGCACAAAAGUCUCAGACUCUGACCAACCGCGCAAAUACCACUGUCUGCUGAAAGAAAUCGAGCGGCGAGAGAAACCACAUCUUGAUGUUCUGAGGCCACUUUCCGUCCAUAUGGCCCACGUUGGUGGUAAUGGUUACUCUCAGCCUUAUAUGUCACCACCAGUUGCAAAUCACCACCCCCCUGUGCUUGUUGAGGCACCAGAAUCUGGUUCGAAGAAGAAGCGAGAAUACGUAUGUACGCUGCCGGAGUGUGGGAAAAGCUUCGCUCAGAAGACCCAUUUGGACAUCCAUACGAGAGCCCACACCGGGGACAAGCCCUUCAUUUGCAAAGAGCCCGGAUGCGGACAGCGAUUCUCACAGCUAGGAAACCUCAAGAGACGCCACACAGGAGAGAAACCCUUCUCGUGCGACAUCUGUCAGAAACGUUUCGCCCAGCGAGAGAGCGUCCGCGCUCAUAAGAUCACCCAUCAAUCAAGAAAGCCCGUUCCCCGACCGCUUCAGAGAAGCCCAAGACUACACCAGAGGCCGGAUUACCCCGCAAAGAUCGUCAGGCAGCGGAAUCUAAGAAACUCAUAUGACUCUACCAACGUUGAUGGAAACGGGACAAAUCGGUGAUGGCAUGGGCUUUACGCCACAGCGGCAGCAGGAGUUUCUCGGGCAAAGAGAGAUAUUACUCGCCCAGCAAGGGCGCUUAAGUGACGGCCAGCUCACCCCCGAGGAGUUUGCUCAAGCACGAGCGUUGCUCUUGCUGCUGCCGAGCAAGAACAGCCGCAGAACACGGAAGACAUGAAUAUGCACCUAGGAGCGAACAUGCGACAGCCGUACCCGCAACUCUAUCAACGACGCUUAUUCAAAAUGAACCAGGAUAUGGGCUGUUGGUCUAAUGUUCCGAUAUGAACCGCCUACCC
Molecule: messenger RNA, 1289 nt
Organism: Aspergillus steynii IBT 23096
Lineage: Eukaryota; Fungi; Ascomycota; Eurotiomycetes; Eurotiales; Aspergillaceae
Exons: 3
Coding region: 259-996 (245 amino acids)
Biological process (GO): regulation of transcription by RNA polymerase II
Cellular component (GO): nucleus
Molecular function (GO): RNA polymerase II cis-regulatory region sequence-specific DNA binding; DNA-binding transcription factor activity, RNA polymerase II-specific
Source: RefSeq, a predicted model, not a curated record